UUAUGACCGCAAAAGCCUGCGCCACAGUUACGAGAAACUGUCUAUUAAGCAGCUUAAACAAAAACUAAAAGCAAAAAGCCAGAGAACGAAAGGCCACAAACGGGAUUUGAUAGAAAGGCUUAUAGACGCCAGUUUAAGUGAAAUGGACAAAAAGGGGGACAGGAAAUCUCCCUCAGAAAACACGAACCUUAAACAAAGACAUUCUCAUUCAACUAACGGCGAUGUCAAUGAUAAGUCAAAUCUACUAGACAUUAUGCAUCAAGAAAGACAAGAACGAGAAAAAAUCGUCCUUUGGAGAAAACCAUUAAAGACUAUACACUUUUCUUGUCUGGAGACAGCCUCACUACUGAAUCAAGCUGGCAAAAAGUUAUUGAGACGGAAGAUCACUGUGGUGACGUCAUUGUUGAUGCUUUUAUCGCUUUAUCUCAUCUACAUUACUCAGGGAACACAUCAGCCAUAUGUUGAAGUAAUAGAGAAAUAUGUAUUAUGGUGUGCAUAUUGGUUAGGUCUUGGUGUACUAUCAUCUGUAGGUCUGGGAACAGGAUUACAUACAUUUCUACUAUAUCUGGGACCACAUAUUGCAGCAGUAACGUUGGCAGCUUAUGAAUGUAAAUCUACAAACUUUCCAGAACCACCAUAUCCCACAGAAAUAGUUUGUCCGGAAGGUGUUACAGAUGGCAACGCAGUAUCAUUAUGGACGAUAAUGAAUAAAGUCAGACUUGAAGCUAUUAUGUGGGGUGCUGGGACUGCACUAGGAGAACUACCGCCCUAUUUUAUGGCGAGGGCAGCCAGGCUGUCAGGGGCAGAUCUUGAUGAUGAUGAGUUUGAAGAAAUUGAAGAACUCAUACAUGAGAAAAAAGAGCAUCCCGAAGAAUUAGGAUUUAUGGAAAAAUCGAAAUUAGCUGUACAUAACCUUGUACAGAAAGUGGGAUUCUUUGGUAUCUUAGCCUGUGCAUCUAUACCAAACCCUUUGUUUGAUUUGGCAGGAAUCACAUGUGGCCAUUUUCUCAUUCCAUUUUGGACAUUUUUUGGUGCAACAUUAAUAGGAAAAGCUGUUAUUAAAAUGCAUAUACAGAAAUUAUUUAUUAUAUUCAUGUUUAGUGCACAUCAUGUGGAAACUAUAGUCAAGUUAAUAGGAAAAAUUCCCUCCAUAGGUAUAUCUUUACAGACACCAUUUAAAGAAUAUUUAGAAGUUCAGAAGAAAAAGCUUCAUCAUAAACCAGGAACUCAUGUCAAAUCUGAUUCCAAUCUGUUGGGAUGGAUAUUUGAGAAAGUUAUUAUUGUAAUGGUUGUAUAUUUUGUCCUGUCAAUCAUCAACUCCACAGCCCAGAGCUACCACAAAAGACUGUGUAAAGAAAAACACAAGAAAUCUCAAUCAUAAUUGGAGAUCUUAUGUUUAUCAAAAAACAGUGCAAAUAUUGUUCGUAAAACUGUACUACUGUUUGUGUGUGUAAUUGUGAGUUUCCAACCAUAGUAGGUUAAUUCUUUUAUACAAUGUAGCACACAUCAUUUCAGUUGUGUAGUUCAUUGAUUUGAUCUUUUCCUUUACUUUCACUGUAGUUAUUAUGUUUUUAAGAAUGGAAAUUCUAUUUUCUCAUAAUUUUCAAUUUUAUUAUUUUUAAGUUAUUAGUUUGAUUUUGAAAUAUUAUGAAACUUCACUAUUAAAAGUUGAUAAAAGAAUUAAUUUAUUAUGGUAUAUUUAUUGUAUUUGAAUGUUUGUAAUAAGAAUUCUGAAUAACUUAUUUUUAAUAGAUACAAUUGGAUAUAUUAAUGGAAAGCUUCACUCUGUUGAAGUUCAUUUCAAUGAAGAGGAUGACAAUGCUGUUGUUUUCAGCACAACAUUCAUAGUAAAAAAACUGUUCUUGAAGUUAAUUUUCAAUGAAAAUAAAAAUACUGUAAAUUCAGAAAUGAUCGCAAAUAAUGCGACUCUGUGAGUAUCGCAAUAAUAAGAACUCGCAUUGUGAUAUCUGAUACAUAUCUUUUUAUGUAGUUUUUCCUAAAAUUGCAAUAAUUACACUCGCAUUCUAGUUCAUUCUUCAGAAAUCCCAAUGAUAAAUGCACGCAAUAAUUUCUGAAUUUACAGUAAGGAGAUGUGGUAUGAUUGAUGCCAGAUUUCAAAUAACGUGGAUAUAAGCAAUGAUAACUCUCCUAAGAUCACAUUUUUGUUGUUUCCUAAACCUGAAUUAAGACCUAAAUAUUUAUACAGUACAUAUGCUCUUCCCUUUUGAGGUGAAUUAAGUAAAUAUUUAACAGUUGUUUAAUCACACCCUAACACAAUAACCCUGUCAGAUUUUUUUAUACGACCGCAAAAAAUUUGUGUUCGUAUAUUGCUAUCACGUCGUCCUCGUCGUCGUCCUCCUCAUUUGGUUUCCGGACAAUAACUUUAGUUUAAGUGUAUGUAUCUCUAUGAAAUUUAACCAAAAGGUUCAAUACCACAAAAGAAAAGUUGGGAUUGUUUUUUUGGGGUGAUGGUCCCAACCGUUUAGGAAUUAGGUGCCAAAAAGGGGCCCAAAACAAGAAUUUUUCUAGUUUCAGGACAAUAACUUGUGUAUAAGUAUUUUGAUUGCUCUGAAAUUGUACCACAAGGUUCAGUACCACAAGUAGAAGGUACGGAUUCAUUUUGGGGGUAAUUGCCUAAACCAUUCAGGAAUUUUUUUUCCUCAAGAUUUAAGAAAUUAUCAAUUUUCCAUAAAAAAAAUUGGGGGUCACAAUUUAUUUUGCUAAUUCUUUGUAUAUAGUCUGAAAACAGAUUUACUAAGUAUUGAGCAACAGCACAGUGUAUUGCACAACAGCAAGAAAUCUUCAAUUGAAUAUAAAUUCAAAUCAUAUAACCAAUUUCAAGUAUCAAAUAUAUAAUUACAAUCCAAAUUCUGACCUGUAUCAAGCUUGAAUAUUGUGUCCAUUUUUGCCCCAACUGUUCAGGGUUGGACCUCUGCAGUCGUAUCCAGCUGCGCUCGGCGAGGCACAUUUUUUUUGGUCUUAAUAUGUAAUUUCAAUACUUGUGCAGUUGGGCAAUUUAUUAUAAGCUAUAAUGCUUUCUGUCAUUUAAUUGUGUUUUUUCCGCAUUAUAUUGAAAAUCUGGGACUGAUACUUCAGAAUUGAAUGCUUCUUUUUGCAAAUUUAUUAGGUGUAAAGCAUCGACUGAAGCCUAUUUUGAUGUAUUGUGUAAAUGCUUCAUUCUAAAAAAUGUGCACAAGACCAAAAACACUUUUGCAACCCUAUAAAAUUACAAAAGAAAUCAUUCAAUAUUUAUAAUUUCAUUUUUAUGCUUCAACCAUGAAAUUAUAGGUAAAAUAAAGUUUUUUUUGUUUCUCUUUGCAUUGUUGUCAUAGGUAGCAUGUGAAUUCAUGAAAGUUACAUUUUAAUGUGAAAUAGAAUAUAAUUUUGGAAUGCCUUGCCAUUGUUGUCUGCAGUUUUCACCAAAAUCUUUUCCAACUACUAGUUCAAAGGCCAAUAUUCCCACAAUGUUCUUAUGUUUAUAAACAAAUAUUUGCAAAUACUUGCUUGUCCAAAUAAAAUUAACUAGUCUGGGGCAACAGACUAGUGGUUAAUGGUGCAGACUCUGUCUGCCAAUCAAAAUUACAAAUUCUUAUGAAACAUUUAUGUAAUGUAAUUAUAUAUCUAUUUGUCCCACUGAUAACAAAAGUGAUAAUAAGACAACAUUUGAAAUAGUUUAUAUUUUUAUUACUGAAAUGGUACGCAUUUGUAUGCAAAGAACUUGUAGCGACAUUCAUAGAUUUGUUUUUACAUUACCCCUACAUUCCUUACCUGUAUUUGAACUAUUUAAUAAGGUAUACAUUACUAUGUGUCGUAAUUAGUAUUUUGUUUCUAGACAAUGUUCCUAGGAAGCUUUUUUUUUCUAAUCAAUACGACUUGUAGAUUUAACCAUUGUUUCAUAUUUUAUAGAUUAGAAGUGAUACCAUCUUAUGAGUCUGAACAUUGGGCAUUAUUGUUAACAGA
Mytilus californianus (California mussel) is the source of this 3960-nucleotide messenger RNA. Its product is annotated as vacuole membrane protein 1-like. Bases 143 to 1381 code for a protein of 412 amino acids. NCBI's taxonomy places the organism in Eukaryota, Metazoa, Mollusca, Bivalvia, Mytilida, Mytilidae. The transcript has 12 exons. The record is from RefSeq and is a predicted model, not a curated record.